This is a messenger RNA of Knipowitschia caucasica, 573 nucleotides long. The record is from the annotation of a GenBank genome assembly. NCBI's taxonomy places the organism in Eukaryota, Metazoa, Chordata, Actinopteri, Gobiiformes, Gobiidae.
AUGUCAGAUGUCUCUCGUAAACAGCCUCCGAGCUCCUCCCUUCUACUCUGCUCCUCACAAGAGCUUUUACUCUUUGCUCUGGCCUUAAAUCUGUUCAAUUUUGGAUGUACCUAUGCACAGACGCCCACACCGCCACCAACGUCUUCAACUCCCUGUGCUACAAAAACCAACACAACUUGUGGUGAAUGCUUGCAGAAUGUAACUUGCUUAUGGUGUGAACAAACUCAGCAAUGUAUCGACUACCCUGUGAGAAAUAUUUUUCCACCAAGGAGUGUGUGUCCUUUGAAUGAUGCCCGAUGGGGAGUCUGCUGGGUCAACUUCCAGGUGUUGAUCAUCACCAUGUCAGUGCUGGCCGGUGUUUUGCUCAUCUCCAUUUUAGUCUGCUGCCUGUGCUGCUGCAAGUGUGAGAAAAUUGGAAAUAAAAGGGAAAAUGCAAAAGCUGAGAGAGAGAACCGAGCCAGGACGGCUCGACAGAAAGCAAGGAGGACAGAGAUGCAGAUGAGACAUGAUGAAAUCCGGCAGAAGUAUGGUGUGGCGAAGGACAACCCAUACUCUCGAAUGAAUGAACACUAA